Messenger RNA from Macaca mulatta (Rhesus monkey), 2859 nucleotides. It is a transcript of the gene INTS10, whose product is annotated as integrator complex subunit 10. Gene Ontology annotation, cellular component: integrator complex. NCBI's taxonomy places the organism in Eukaryota, Metazoa, Chordata, Mammalia, Primates, Cercopithecidae. The record is from RefSeq and is a predicted model, not a curated record. Gene Ontology annotation, biological process: snRNA processing.
GAGCAAGCCCCAGAGAGGAUGGAAAUGGCGAAGUGGCCUAGCGCCUGCCCGCUCCCGCGCAUGCUCCCUGACUUCACCAGGGUCACGCUGCAGCCCGCAGGAAUGAAAAUCCACUUCUCCGCAUUUUGGAGGUGACCUGGAAGCGGUUCAAAUGUUCCAGCUUCUCAGAAGAGGAGGGGACCGGGCGGUAACGGGGAGCCAAGGGGAGGCGACGGCUCGUAAAACCCGGAAAAGCUUUCCCGAUCCACUCUGCGGGCCUCUGAGCGCCUCCAGACAUGCGCAGUAGCCUCCCCCGCGGUGGCGGCAGUGGAUUCCGUGGCGGCUGAGUGUCCAGAGCCGGACGUUCCGGCCGCUUCGGGCUGGCGGCUGGAGAGCGCCCGCGUCAUGUCGGCCCAGGGGGACUGCGAGUUCCUGGUGCAGCGAGCCCGGGAGUUGGUGCCGCAGGACCUGUGGGCAGCCAAGGCGUGGCUGAUCACGGCCCGCAGCCUCUACCCCGCAGACUUUAACAUCCAGUAUGAGAUGUACACCAUCGAACGGAAUGCAGAGAGGACCGCCACCGCCGGGAGGCUGCUGUACGACAUGUUUGUGAAUUUCCCAGACCAGCCGGUGGUGUGGAGAGAAAUCAGCAUUAUUACAUCAGCAUUAAGGAAUGAUUCACAGGACAAACAAACCCAAUUCUUAAGAAGUUUAUUUGAAACUCUGCCUGGUCGGGUCCAGUGUGAAAUGUUACUAAAGGUCACGGAACAAUGCUUCAACACGUUAGAACGAUCAGAAAUGUUGCUUCUACUUCUGAGGCGCUUCCCUGAAACGGUGGUGCAACAUGGGGUUGGCCUUGGGGAGGCACUGUUAGAGGCUGAAACUAUUGAAGAACAAGAAUCUCCUGUGAACUGCUUUAGAAAAUUAUUUGUUUGUGACGUCCUUCCUCUAAUAAUUAACAACCAUGAUGUUCGACUGCCUGCCAAUUUAUUAUAUAAGUACUUGAACAAAGCAGCUGAAUUUUAUAUCAGUUAUGUCACUAGGUCUACUCAAACAGAAAAUCAGCAUCAAGGUGCCCAGGAUACAUCUGAUUUAAUGUCACCUAGCAAACGUAGCUCUCAGAAGUAUAUAAUAGAAGGGCUGACCGAAAAAUCAUCCCAGAUCGUGGACCCUUGGGAGAGGUUGUUUAAGAUUUUAAAUGUUGUUGGAAUGAGAUGUGAAUGGCAGAUGGAUAAAGGAAGACGAAGCUAUGGAGAUAUUUUGCAUAGAAUGAAGGAUCUCUGCAGAUACAUGAACAACUUUGAUAGUGAAGCACAUGCGAAAUACAAAAACCAAGUGGUGUAUUCCACCAUGCUGGUCUUCUUUAAGAAUGCGUUCCAAUAUGUCAACAGCAUACAGCCGUCUCUCUUCCAAGGUCCUAAUGCCCCGAGCCAAGUUCCACUGGUUCUUCUCGAAGAUGUAUCGAACGUGUAUGGUGAUGUAGAAAUUGAUCGUAAUAAACACAUCCAUAAAAAGAGGAAACUAGCUGAAGGAAGAGAAAAAACCAUGCAGAGUUCAGACGAUGAAGACUGUUCGGCGAAAGGAAGAAAUCGUCACAUUGUAGUCAAUAAAGCCGAACUUGCUAACUCCAUUGAAGUGUUAGAAAGCUUUAAAUUGGCCAGGGAGAGCUGGGAGUUGCUCUAUUCCCUAGAAUUCCUUGACAAAGAAUUUACAAGGAUUUGCUUGGCCUGGAAGACGGAUACUUGGCUUUGGUUAAGAAUCUUCCUCACUGAUAUGAUCAUCUAUCAGGGUCAAUAUAAAAAGGCGAUAGCCAGCCUGCAUCACUUAGCAGCUCUCCAGGGAUCCAUUUCUCAGCCACAGAUCACAGGGCAGGGGACCCUGGAGCAUCAGAGGGCACUCAUCCAGCUGGCGACGUGCCACUUUGCACUAGGGGAGUACAGGAUGACAUGUGAAAAAGUCCUUGAUCUGAUGUGCUACAUGGUACUACCCAUUCAAGAUGGAGGCAAAUCCCAGGAGGAACCCUCAAAAGUAAAGCCCAAAUUCAGAAAAGGUUCGGAUCUCAAGCUCCUGCCAUGUACCAGCAAGGCUAUCAUGCCAUACUGCCUGCAUUUAAUGUUAGCCUGUUUUAAGCUCAGAGCUUUCACAGACAACAGAGACGACAUGGCAUUGGGGCAUGUGAUUGUGUUGCUUCAGCAAGAGUGGCCACGGGGCGAGAAUCUUUUCCUGAAAGCUGUCAAUAAAAUUUGCCAACAAGGAAAUUUCCAAUACGAGAAUUUUUUCAAUUACGUUACAAAUAUUGAUAUGCUGGAGGAAUUUGCCUACUUGAGAACUCAGGAAGGUGGGAAAAUUCAUCUGGAAUUACUACCCAAUCAAGGAAUGCUGAUCAAGCCUUCUAGCCCUCCCAUGGGGUUGCUGCAGCAGGAAUUCUUACCUGUGCUUCAGCCCAGCAUACAGACUGCUGACAGGCACCACACGGUAACUCGAGGCAUCACCAAAGGCGUGAAGGAGGACUUUCGCCUGGCCAUGGAGCGCCAGGUCUCCCGCUGUGGAGAGAAUCUGAUGGUGGUUCUGCACAGAUUCUGCAUUAACGAGAAGAUCUUGCUCCUUCAGACUCUGACCUGAGUGGAGACCUGUCCACCAGACACAGCUCGGGACUGUGUAAUUUGAGGAGAAGACACCCAGCAGUGAUUGACGUGGCGCUCAGCCGCGGUCAUUGUUGCUGUUACAAAGAAGAAAACCAGCUGAGUUCUAAGUCCUUGGUUGCUUAAAAGUAGUUCCCAAGAGUCUGAGAAGCUAUCUCUAUUUUUAAGAGUCAUUUUUUGUAAUUUUUGUAAAACAAAGACCCAAUCUGUUUUGUAAAUAAAAAUCAUCCUAAAAUUUGAA